GUUCAUGUUGAUACAAAGUUUCCGUGUGCGCUUGAUCGGCGCGGUGAGCAACAGUUCAUUAACUUUAUUUAUUCCCGCUGAUCAGCGGAUCAAUCGUGUUCACAUGAGCGAUAGAAGACCAGAAAAACGAGCGAUUUGAAGUUUGUAGGAGUUAUAUGAGAACAGAAGAGGAAGAAUCAGGUGUUCAGCAGCAGGAUGACAGACGCUGGGAUCGUUCAGGAGUUUUCUCAGGUGUGUUGGUGAUUCCAGCGGGACUCAUGGCCUCUGGAGUCAGUUUUGACUCUGAUCUGCACCUCAUGAUCACGGAUCUGGAAAGUCCAGCUGAUGAAGAUGUGAUUCACAACUCGUUCAGUCAACUGAUUAGAGAACAGAGUCAUGACCUUCACACGGAUGGCAUGGAGAUGACCCCACUCGAGUACAGAGAUGAUGUGGGGUUUCUGGAUGCUCCAGCAUAUCAGCAGUCUGACGAGCUGCAGCAAACGGACGCUCUGAUUGGAGAACGCUGGUCAUCUGACACACUCAAAGUCCUCUCGUCCAUGCCCAGCCGUACUAUCGGUCGCAGUCGUGGAGCGAUCAUCUCUCAGUAUUAUAACCGCACGUUGCAGCUGCGCAGACGCAGACAGAGCAGACCGUCUGUCCAGCACUUCCCGCGGUCUGCGCGGCCCAGUAUCCGCGGUUUCCGCGUGGAAACGGAUGGAGUGGGUUUUGAUGAAGGAGAGAAUAAGAGGGAGCAUCUGGUGAAUAAUUUGCAGAAUCUUUCAGUGAGUGAUCGUGUCCGUAUGUUGAGGGCAAUGCCACUGAGUCUAGCGGAGAAGAAAGAGCUCAGACUGUUGGUGUUGAAUAAAGCGCAACACUCUCUCUCUCAGAAUCAACUCCCCUGCUGCAGCCAACUCAAGUAUUACAUCAUCAUUGCAGUGAGACACGGCUGGUACUACUGGCUAUCGUUCCUGUCGUCUCUUCAGUUGUGGCAGACGGCUCUGAAGCGUGUCAGCGGUCGGUUUGGGACGGGCGUCCUCUCAUAUUUCAUCUUCCUCAGAACUCUCGUCUUCUUCAACUUCUUUCUGUUCCUCGUCAUGGGUUUGUUUCUGGUGGUUCCUCAGGCUGUGAGUCAUCCGGAUCAGAACCAGAACACCUCCGUCAGGAGCACAUGGGGUCUGGAGGUGCUCACAGGAGCCGGUUAUUUCUCGCACUCUCUGCUGUAUUACGGUUAUUAUAGUAACUACACGCUUCAGACAAAGCGCAGCUGCCCUGAAUCAGUGAACAGGACGUCCUGUAGUUCUGCUCUGUCAUAUAACAUGCCUCUGGUUUACUUCUUCACCAUCGGUGUGGUGUUCUUCAUCACCUGCAUCAUCCUUGUCUACAGCAUGUCCAAGUCGUUUGGUCAGAGUUUCCGUAUCGAUAAAUCGAAAGGACUUUUGGCCAUUAAAGUUUUCAGCUCGUGGGACUUUAAAGUCAGUAAGAAAUCUUCCGUCAGACUCCAGCGGGAAAACAUCGGCACACAACUCAAAGAGCUGGUGGCGGAAGUGAACCGUCUGGAGUUGAAGUUUCCUGUCCUCCAGCGAUUAUUCCGGCGGUUUAUUCACAUGUUGGCAUGGCUCAUGUGUCUGGGCAGCACGCUGGCAUGUUUGCUCGCUGUGCAUUACUUCUCUGAAUACAUGCACAAGCAAUUGAAGAUUACCGCUAGCUCGAACACAAGCUCGUCUAGCGAUCUGUUACUGAAGGAGGCGAGUCUGUUGGCACUUCCUGUCGUCGUGUCCAGCAUUAAUCUGCUCCUGCCUGGGUUCUUCAACGCUGUGGCCUGGAUGGAGGAGUACGAUUCUCCCAUCGUGCUCAAUUACAUCUCCAUCGGCAGGAACUUGUUGUUGAAAGUGAGUGUUUUGGGGGUGCUGUGUUAUCAUUGGCUGGGGCGAGUGGCGUCAGACCCUCAGAGUCUGGGAUUACAGUGCUGGGAGAGUUUUGUCGGGCAGGAGUUGUACCGUUUCCUUCUAAUGGACUUUAUCUUCAUGAUGCUCAACACGUUCUUCGGAGAGUUUCUGUGGAGGUUGUUUUCUCAGAGAGCUCUGAAGAGGAAAAGGAAACCAAAGUUUGAUAUCGCACGGAACGUUCUAGAGCUUAUCUAUGGACAGACUCUCGCCUGGUUGGGUGUGCUGUUUUCCCCUCUGUUACCUGCGGUUCAGAUUAUUAAACUGCUGUUUCUCUUCUACAUAAAGAAGGUGAGUCUGAUGAUGAACUGUCAGGCAUCUGGUAAACCGUGGCGCGCCAGUCAGAUGACCACCAUCUUCAUCACGCUGCUCUGCUUCCCCUCUUUUCUGGGCGCUGCCGUGUGCGUCACGUACACCAUGUGGACGAUAAAGCCGUCUAAAAGCUGCGGCCCAUUCCAGGGUUUGAAUACCAUGUUCCAGGCCGGGAAAUUGUGGGUGCAGCAGCUGGCAGAGGCCAAUAAGAACCUGUCCUGGCUCAGCUGGGCGCACGCACACCUGGUGGAGAACCCGCUCUUCCUCUUCCUGUCUGCUGGCAUCUUCAUAAUCGUGAUUUACUUUCACAGUCAGGUGGUGGAUGGACAGAGGAAGAUCAUCGAGCUCCUUCAGGAACAGAUUGAAAAUGAGGGAGAAGAUAAAAAGUUUCUCAUCAUACGACUGCAACACAUUCAUGAACAGAGACGAACAGUUUCACCACGCCACGUUAGAGGAGCCAGCAAGGACUCCAGCUCUUCAUGAGUUCUUUACCAUCGGUGACGUCCAGCAGCUUCCUGUCGACCUGUAACAUGGAAACACACUAGAAAACAUGUGGCUCAUAGGACACCAGACCGAGCACAAGUGGAGAACUCUGUAAUCGUGAAAGACACGCUGAACGUCACAGUUCACUCGCUCAAACUCCAGGAAGGAUUUCCAGGCACACGUGAAUGUAGAGAUGCCAAUGUACUGUGAUUAUGUCCCGACAGCUCUGAAAUCUGUGGCUGAUGUAGAAUUAUACUGUUGAACAGGAGCAAGAGUGAGAGACACGGAGAGUUUAGAUGGUUUUUAGGUAAUUCUGUGAAAUUCACCCUUUAUUUUGGUGACGGUGUAAUAUUUAUCAUUACGAAACUUAACAUUACUGUGAACAUGACUGUUAUAUUUCUGUCCCUCUCUCAAAAACUGGAUCUUUUUUAUAUUGAGUAUUUUCAGAAAGUCAUUUUUUAAUAAACCUUUUUUAAUUAAACUUUACCUCUUUUUUUAAGUGAUUCUAUGUUUAUCUUAGUAGAAAGAUUUCAAUACAGAAAAUGCACUUUUUACUUACGAUUAUAAUGUAUAGUUAAUAUGUUUUACAAUGGCAUGCAAACGAAACGGCAAUGUGUAUGUACACUUAACAGCUCAAAACACUCAUAAAUAUGCUCUACAUAGAAUAAAUAAGCAUGUAGCUUAUGUCUGUCGUCUGUUUGAACAAAUCACAAAAUAAAAGCUGUAUAUAAAUAUUCUGCAGUCACAUGACAGGAUAAACACUAAAGUGUGCUUAUACAUGUGACCGGUUUGUCCAUAUAUCCAGUUUAUGUUCUUUUAUGCAGCUUAGUGGCGCUGUUCUGAGAAAGUGCUCGUUAUUAUUGGCACCAGCCGUCCAUCCAUCUUCAGAGACAAAAAAAGUCCCGUGUGUUUUUCCUGCAGUUCAUUGAAUGACCAUCAGAGGACGCUGUCAUCAGUC
Xyrauchen texanus (razorback sucker) is the source of this 3675-nucleotide messenger RNA. Its product is annotated as transmembrane channel-like protein 6. Gene Ontology annotation, cellular component: plasma membrane. The record is from RefSeq and is a predicted model, not a curated record. Gene Ontology annotation, molecular function: mechanosensitive monoatomic ion channel activity. The coding region runs from base 156 to 2717 and encodes 853 amino acids. Lineage: Eukaryota; Metazoa; Chordata; Actinopteri; Cypriniformes; Catostomidae. The transcript has 21 exons.